This is a messenger RNA of Oryza sativa Japonica Group (Japanese rice), 1623 nucleotides long. NCBI's taxonomy places the organism in Eukaryota, Viridiplantae, Streptophyta, Magnoliopsida, Poales, Poaceae. The record is from RefSeq and is a predicted model, not a curated record.
AGCGCGCGGAAGAAAUUUGGCGCGGGUGAGGGAUCGAGAUACGGGAGGGCGGGAAUCGGAGCAGAGAUGCGCGCCAUCCAAUUUCUUCGAUCCCCAAAUAUGACGCUGAAAUCGGCAGAUCGGGUUCCAGUCCAAUACAUCGCUGCUACGCUCCUCCACCUCACUGCAGCCUUGGAUCGUCCACCUCGCCACCAACGUUUCCCCUCCACCUCGCCGCCGACGUUGCUCCUCAACCACUCGCUCCAUCGGCGUUGACUGUAUGGCUGGGAGACGGACAAAGGUGGCAUCGGUGCCUGAGACAUCCUCUGCCGGUACCAACACUUCCGGCUUCCGCUUCACCUCAACUGAUACCCCCGCUGCCACUGGUACCUUCCCUCCCUAUCUUGGAAUACCUCCCUUCUCUGCAUCUAGGAUGAGCGCGGCUACGACCGGCAGCCAUAUUUCCCCAUCUCCUUCAUGGAUGCAGACGGACAAAAGCUCACAUAAAGCUACUACGUCGGAUUUGUCGUCACCACAUGCAAAUAUGCAGAGCUGGGGAAAUGGUACACACCCACCUGGAGGAUUCAUGAGUUUUUUUCACAAUCAGCCAAAUAUAUCUCAACAUUACAAUUUUGUCGGCGCGUCUUCGCACUACACACCAUUACAUGCUAAUGGUUCUUCGCCACCGCUUGCUAAUGGUGCUUCUAUGCCGCUUGCGACACCCACUCCACCCCCACUUACUGGGAACCAGGACCAUGUCAAUGUUGAUAGUGAUGAUGACACUGCGGUCGCUCGGACCAAAUUGAAGCUAAAUUGGACCCAAGAGGAGGAUGUCAGACCAAUGAGCGCUUGGUUGAACAAUUCAAUGGACCUAAUUAAUGGGAAUGAUAAGAAGGCUGAAAAAUAUUGGGGAGAUGUUGCUACAGAAUACAAUAAAACCACACCACAGAAUAGAUGGAGAAGCCCAAAGCAAGCCAAGGAGCGGUGGCACAAACUCAACACUCGGACGGAUCUGUUCCAAGGCUGUUGGUUGAAGGCUAAGCGCACAUAUACUAGUGGUUACUCUGAACUAAAUGUGGAUUGACAUGGCCCAUAAGUUCUAUGAGGCUGAUAAGAAAAAAUUAGGACGGUUCGUCCUAAUAGAUGUAUGGUACGCAUGCUGUGAUCAGCCUAAGUGGAAUGCAUAUAAUGAUGCACUCAAGAGAGAUCGUAAAAGGAAGUCGUCUGAUAACAGAGAGAUGCUUGGGCAAGCAUCAGGACCUUCAGAUGUUGAAGAAACCCCAUGGCCAAUCGGACAAAAGGCUGCUAAAAGGGCUGCACGUGAAAGCAUGGGAAAGUUGAACGAUAUUUCUGAUGCUGAAGAGAUAGACAAGUUAGACCAAGUCCAAUCUGAUAUUCACACAAGAUGCAUGAAGAUGAUGGAAAUGCAAGAAGUUAUCUACUCGUCAGGUUCAAUCAUCAAAGCUUUCUCAACUUGCUGCACGGGAAAAUAGAUUAGUUGCAAAGGAAAAUAAGGAUGCCAAGAUGUUCGAGACCUAUAGUUGUCUACUCGCACAGGACACAACUGGGAUGGCUGAUGACAUUAGAGCCGAGCAUGUCACUGCCAUAAGGUGUUUGAGGAAGAUCUUGUUUCCGGACUUAUCU